ACGAUGUAUUUGUCCACGACGAGUCAUGUUGAUUUUUCUUAGUCCUUAACUUGGUUUUUGGUCGUGGUUUAUUUUACCGCAUAGCAUGAACAAGGUGCACUUAGAAUAUAAAAAAAUCUAUUGAAAAUGAUGGUACUUCCAUUCCAUGUUAUUAUGUGUACUUGACUACUUACCAAUCAACAGUUCAUUCAACAAGCACACAAUCCAUUGCUUGUGUUGUUAUUAUGACCUUUGAUACUCUAAGUAGUUGUGCUUUCAAUGUCAAUCUUACUAUGCAUUGUCCUUUUUUAUGUUUUAAAAAGAAAAAAGGCACAAGGACAAUGCAUGCUGUGGUCAUUUUUGUGAGACUAAGGACUAUGCAUGUUGUUGUGGGUCUAAAUUUCAUUACUUUGCAUUUGGAAUCUGGUCCAGCCAGAUAUACACUAAUUGCAUUGAAAUUGGAUAUUGACUAGUUCUUUGAUUGUACUUUUAGCAAGAACAAGAACAUGCAAUUGGUACAUGUUGAUAGUGACUAAGAAAUUGUCCAUUAUAGACUUAAAUUUUAACGCUUUUUAAUUGAAGUUGGUGUUCUAGUUGAUCUCACUCCAUGAUUUUUAAAAUAAGGUUCAAAUUUUUUAUGUGACAAUAGCAUGAAGCCAUUUUAUUUUAUUUUAUAAUGGUUUAGGUAUUGAAAUGCAAAAAUGGGUUAGGUUGCUAACAACUUUUGAUUUAACCAUGAUGAAACAUUCAAUUUAAAAGAAAAAAAAAUGUAGUAACUUGGUCUCUCACACAAAUCACAAAUUCUCUACCAAAGCCAAACAUCACACAUAAUGUUUCCUAGGAUCAUAUUCUGCACUGCAGCUUCUCUCGCAACAAUAGUAGUCAUUGUUUUGGCUUUGGUUUCACCAGCUUCACAUAACAAGAUCCAUUCAAGGCCAUGGCUUGAUUUGUCCCUUUAUAUCCAACAACCUCAAAACAUAUCAACCUUAAAUACACAUGUUGUACCAAGAGAAGAUGUUGGAGCAUUUAUCUUUCAUCGUGUACUUACAGAGGGACCAGAGAACACUUCAAUGGUAGUAGGGAAAUUUCAACAAUCAGAAUUCAAUGUUUUGUAUCUCACUUUUGACACACCUGAUCAUUCAGGUAGCUUGAGUGUGCAGACAAUGAAAGUGUCUCAUAAGGACAGAGAUGAAUUCAAGGUUGUAGGAGGAACGGGUUCGUUUGCAUUUGCUCGCGGUGUUGCGGUUUUUACUCAGACGGAUAAACAAAUUAGUGAGGAAGCUAUAACUUAUCAUGUGAAACUUCAGCUUGAAUUCCCUAAUCAUUCUCCAAAGUUACGAUCAUGAACUGAAGCAGAGUUUUUAGUUUACUUCGCUUUUGGUUUACUCUGAUGCUUUUUUGUCAGAAGAAUUUUUAAAUUCUACUAACAUCCAAGAAUGAAUCUUCGAGGUCAUAGAUAUGUCAAUAAUAAUAAUAAUAAUGUGUUGUUAGAGUAAUUGAUUUGUUGGAAUUGCUUAUCAAGUAUUGUAUUUUAUUUGAUUAAUUAGAACAAUAGGUUUUUCAGACUUGCGUGUUUAAUGUCCCACAUCGGCCACGGGAAAGUGCAGAAAUAAUAGAGUCUUUAUAAAUAGAAGUAGCGAAGCACGUACCAAAGUAUCUUUGCGCUUGGGGCAAUGACGCAGCUAGUGAGGUACUAACCGAGGCGCGUCUAUUGCUGGUUGAAAACUAUUUCCAAACCCCCUCUUAGGCCUGGGUUUUGCUCAGGCCUUAGAGAAUUUCUGGAAGGGCUCCCUCUUUUGGGUAAAGCCCUACAA
Molecule: messenger RNA, 1793 nt
Organism: Cicer arietinum (chickpea)
Lineage: Eukaryota; Viridiplantae; Streptophyta; Magnoliopsida; Fabales; Fabaceae
Source: RefSeq, a predicted model, not a curated record